Molecule: messenger RNA, 420 nt
Organism: Serpula lacrymans var. lacrymans S7.9
Lineage: Eukaryota; Fungi; Basidiomycota; Agaricomycetes; Boletales; Serpulaceae
Exons: 4
Source: RefSeq, a predicted model, not a curated record
CCCCGAGCGAUUACGAGAAACGUCUCGUCUGAUGCAGCCCAGUCGCUCAGGAAUCGUGGUGCUGAAGUUGUCGAAGCAGAUCUUUUCGACACCGAGUCCAUCAAGGUAGCUCUUGAUGGAUGUGAAUGUGUCUUUGGCGUUACGGAUUAUAUGGAUUCAAAAAUGCUCGCAAAGGGGCGCGAAGCUGAAGUUGAAGUUGGGAAAGCACUAGUCGACGCUGCUGUGGAGGCUGGCGUUCGCUUUUUCGUCUGGAGUUCCUUGCCCAACUGCACCAAACGCUCCGGUGGAAAAUACACUAAUAUCUUCCAAUUUGAUAAUAAAGCUGCCGUAGAAGAUUAUCUCAAAGAAUCUGGACUUCCAAAUGCUUCACUUCACACCGGUAGUUCAACCCAUAUAGUUUUCCAUCAUGGUGAUAACUAA